GGAUCCUCCGAGUCAGAACUGCUAAAGCUGCAAAAAAAGAAGUUGAGGGCAAUGGACAUCAAGGAUACCCUAGAGAGACUUGAAGAUUCCAUAGGAUAUGUGCGAGAUAAUAUUUCCUUGGUAGCAGUCAAGCUUGCAAUUCAAUCUUUAGAUUCCCGGUUGUGAACGAAUUCCUUAACAGGUUUCAAUCUCUGGAUGAUGAAACUUUGCAUGGAAUGCUAAACUAGGUUCCUGUUGUUAGCACAUUAAAUUUGGUUAAAUGAAGAGAUGCUUUAUAGAAAUCAUGACAUGGUCUCAUGUAUAUUUGUUUUGGAAAAGACCGCUUAUAAAUCUGUUGGCAAAUGAUGCUGAAAACCGAAGAAAAAACGUUUGGCAUGGGAGGUACCUCAGUCUAUGCAUCUUCAAGUUGAAAGAAGAGCAUCGACAGUAAAAGGAGGACGGUUAUCAUCGUUAGUCCCACUGUAUAUCAGCAAGUCUUUGGCAUUUCAAGGAAAUCAUAGCAUGUAAUAUUCACAAGGGAACAAUGUUAAUUUACUUGGUUUAUUCAGCAAAGUGUUGGUUUAAUUCA
Molecule: messenger RNA, 568 nt
Organism: Capsicum annuum
Lineage: Eukaryota; Viridiplantae; Streptophyta; Magnoliopsida; Solanales; Solanaceae
Source: RefSeq, a predicted model, not a curated record